Molecule: messenger RNA, 624 nt
Organism: Penicillium crustosum
Lineage: Eukaryota; Fungi; Ascomycota; Eurotiomycetes; Eurotiales; Aspergillaceae
Exons: 1
Coding region: 1-624 (207 amino acids)
Source: RefSeq, a predicted model, not a curated record
AUGACGGGCCCAUAUGAUCGUCCACCUCAUAUGGAAUCAACCUUACCUCCAGCUGGACCGCCACCACAACAACAACAACCAGGCUACAUGAACCGGUCGCCGCGGUCGAUACACGAGCAAGCUCAGGCCCAUGCCCACGCACACGCCCAAGCUCAGGCCCACGCUCACCAGGCUCAGGCUCAAGCUCAGGCCCACGCCCACGCCCAAGAGCAACGCACCCCACCGGUCUAUGGAAAUGCGCUAGUUGAUCCUCGCGUGGCAUCGCCACGCGCACCAGUCCAGUCGCUGGGGCAGUCAAAUGGACAUGCCCACAGUCCUCACUUAGUGAAGCAAGAGCAUCCUGCCGCGUUGCCCUCUCUGAACCCUAUUGCCGUGUCACCGAAGUCUUCUGAUCCCUCGGGUGCUGGAAAUGCAGUUCCCGGCAUCAACUCAUUAAUGAACGGUGCAGCGCUGGCUCCUCUUUCCUCAACUGCCUCUCCCGGUGGGCCCGCACAGAGCUCAAACGGAACCUCCGCACAGAGCUCUUUCGCCGAGGGACCACGGGAUAUCCCCAAUGAGAAGAUCGGAUUCGGAGGCGAGGAUACAAGGGCGCUGCGCCAGCUGGACCGCGCCUUCAUUGCAUGA